AGGCCCCCCGGAUAUCUGGUGCCCAACUUUACGAUCCAGAGGAGCUCCGCCCUGUGACGUUGGGCGAGGCUCCAUCUGGGGUUCAUCUCGAGGACAGUCACCCGGACGGAAGACCAACCGUGUCGGACAAAGUGCUGGACCAGACUAUAAAGGGCCUCCACUUCUUCGCGUGUCAAAUUGGGGGUGACCGCAGGUGCGCAGCCCGAGCCGGACAAUGUGAGCCCAUCGGCCUGGACCAUCGCCUGGAAUUCCGGAGGCAAAAGUCCAGGUGUUGUGGAGUGCCUGGGACAAAAGAAGUGCCUGGGACAGAAGGCCACUUACCCGUCGCCUCCCCCGGCGCCCCAGGGAGAUGAGGGACCCGAUCGGGAGGCGAGCAGAGAGGGGAAGGGGGAGGAGGAAUAACAUGGAGCCCCCCACGGUCCUGUCCCCGCUGAGUUGGGACCCGUCGGAGGACGUGGAAGAGUUGUGUGGGGACAUCAUCGGCGAAUGCUCCAAGCGAUCCUGCUCCUCGUCCCGAAGAUCCAGGAGCGGAGCCACGGAGACUGCGGACCCCUGUGGUGAUCCGGGCGGAAGUGCCCUGCGGCGUGUGGGAGGAGACUGGGUCGGAGGAGUCUCCCGUGUGGUGUCGUCCACAGGGCGGCGUUUCUCCCUCUGCUCCCUAGGUGGUUCCCUGGCUGCAGGAGCCGGCGGACGGCGGGGGAGGAAGAUCGGGGCCAUCCGCAAUGGAGGGACCGCUGCUCGAUCCACCUCCGGAGACCAGUCUGAGCGGGGGGCGUCGGUGCUGGUGGCCACCGAUGCACGGGUGACGGUCUGCACUGGAGGGCUCCCUGCCCGUACCACGCCAGGAGUCCUAUCUGCGCCGACAGGAUCUGUGGCGGUGGCCACCGAUACCAGGGCGGCGGGCCGGGGUGGCGAGGAGCGGACCGGGUGUGGCACCUCAGUGUUGACAGGGAGGUCGUCAAAAGCCCUGACAAUCCGAGUCUCGGCCUGCCGGAGAGUGUCUCCCAUCAGUCUGCGUCCCAGAUGCUUCCUGGUCCAUGUGGAGGCCAGCUGGAAAGCGGGUCUCCAGUCCUCACCAAUAAAUUUGGUUAAUUUGUCCAUUUCCUGGUUUAUUGGGGGGUACAUUCCUCCUAAAAGCGUCCUGACGCUGAUUGCGUGUCUGCUUGGGACGGGCAUGAUUGCGGGGACGCCUUUGUGGGACGUGGAGGAGUGCGGGGACGCCUUUGUGGAUAAUGUUCAGGCCUAUAAUGUGUUUGAGGACGGGGAGGAUUGCGGGGACGCCUUUGGGGAUACUGUUCCGCUGGGGGGCGCUGUGGUGCUCCUCCUGGUGUGCGCCCUCCCAAUGGCGGCGUGUCCGCGAGUAGGGGCGAGGCUGUCGUUCAAAGUGGGAACGCUGGUCUCCCCGCGCCACCUCAGCAUAUGUUCUCUGGGGCUGCUGGUGGAAACGUUGAGGAUAAUGAUCAUCGCGGUCGUCGUAAUGGUCAUCAUCCCUGGUGUCAGGUUCAGGAGGCACCGAAGGGGAGAGCGAGAGCCGGCCCCCCGGAUAUCUGGUGCCCAACUUUACGAUCCAGAGGAGCUCCGCCCUGUGACGUUGGGCGAGGCUCCAUCUGGGGUUCAUCUCGAGGACAGUCACCCGGACGGAAGACCAACCGUGUCGGACAAAGUGCUGGACCAGCCCCUCCUCUUCAGGGCAGAGAAGAGGGCCUUCGAGGCCACCAGGAAGUCCUCCCGCCUGGUGCAGAUACGAUGA
Molecule: messenger RNA, 1750 nt
Organism: Nerophis lumbriciformis (worm pipefish)
Lineage: Eukaryota; Metazoa; Chordata; Actinopteri; Syngnathiformes; Syngnathidae
Source: RefSeq, a predicted model, not a curated record